AUGGUUGCACUUCGACACUCCGCCACAUCCCUCUCAGCAUCGAGCCGUCCUUCCCUUGCCGCAAUAACAUUUACAUUAAUACGACAACCAGCAUGUCUUGCCCUCCGCGCUUUCAGCUCCACGCCCAACACCUCCCUCCCUGCUCCCGGCAGCAUCUUCAACAUUCCCGGAAACUCACGUGGAGCUCCGACAUCCUAUUUCCAGCGAGCGUCCCUGCCCGCAAACACUGUCGUCAGAUUUGUGCCGCAACAGACCGCCUGGAUAGUUGAGCGCAUGGGAAAGUUUAAUAGAAUUUUGGAACCAGGUCUAGCUAUCCUAGUCCCUGUAAUAGAUAAGAUAGCCUAUGUGAAGAGCUUGAAGGAGGCUGCAUUGGAGAUUCCGAGCCAGAGUGCCAUCACAGCCGACAACGUCACGCUUCAGCUGGAUGGUGUACUGUAUACAAGGGUGUUCGACGCAUACAAAGCUAGUUAUGGUGUAGAGGAUGCAGAAUAUGCCAUCUCGCAGCUGGCGCAAACUACGAUGCGAUCGGAAAUAGGGCAACUUACUCUUGAUCAUGUCCUGAAAGAGCGCUCCACGCUCAACACCAAAAUCACCGUCGCGAUUAACGAGGCAGCGCAGGACUGGGGUGUUGUCUGUCUGCGUUACGAGAUUCGAGACAUACAUGCGCCAGAGCCUGUUGUGGAGGCUAUGCAUCGACAAGUCACCGCCGAGAGGAGCAAGAGAGCCGAGAUCCUAGAAUCUGAAGGUCAAAGGCAGAGCGCGAUCAACAUCGCAGAAGGAAAGAAACAAAGUGUCAUUCUCGCGUCCGAAGCUCUGAGGUCAGAACAAAUCAAUAUGGCUACUGGUGAGGCUGAGGCUAUAAGAAUGAAGGCGCAUGCGACCGCUGCUGGGAUUGCUGCUGUCGCACAGACCAUUGCCGAUGGUAAAGAUGCAGCUCAAGGCGCUAUCAGCCUGAGUGUGGCAGAAAAGUAUGUGGAUGCCUUUGGCCGGCUUGCUAAGGAGGGGACAUCAGUCGUUGUCCCUGGAAAUGUCGGAGACAUUGGUGGCAUGAUUGCAUCUGCCAUGGCUGUCUAUGGCAAAGUUAGCGAAGGGCAGGCCAAAGCCAUCGCUGGAAAAUUGACUAGCUCGACCAGUCAACCAAAAAACAUCGAAGAUAUUGAAAGAGAGGUUGAUGAGGCUAGCAAGAGGAGGAACGACGUUACAGACUCUGUCCUGAGUACUUUCGACCAAAUCACCCAACGAAAGUAA
This is a messenger RNA of Pseudovirgaria hyperparasitica, 1248 nucleotides long. RefSeq lists its product as uncharacterized. Lineage: Eukaryota; Fungi; Ascomycota; Dothideomycetes; Acrospermales; Acrospermaceae. The transcript is spliced from 2 exons. Gene Ontology annotation, cellular component: membrane. Bases 1 to 1248 code for a protein of 415 amino acids. The record is from RefSeq and is a predicted model, not a curated record.